Habropoda laboriosa is the source of this 1146-nucleotide messenger RNA. RefSeq names its product neurotrimin-like. The record is from RefSeq and is a predicted model, not a curated record. Lineage: Eukaryota; Metazoa; Arthropoda; Insecta; Hymenoptera; Apidae. The transcript is spliced from 7 exons. Bases 1 to 1146 code for a protein of 381 amino acids. Gene Ontology annotation, cellular component: neuron projection.
AUGAGGACCUUUCCUGUUGCAGAUUUACCCAGGUUUGGCAAACCGCUGAACAACCUGACGGUCUCGGUGAGUCGCGAAGCCAUUUUGACCUGCAUCGUGGAAAAUCUUGGCCCGUACAAGGUGGCGUGGCUGCAUGUGGACACACAAACGAUUCUCACUAUCGCAAAUCACGUUAUUACGAAGAAUCAUCGAAUCGCUGUGACGCAUAGCGGUCAUCGCGCGUGGUCCCUUCACAUUAAGGACACCAAGGAAUCGGACGGAGGAUGGUACAUGUGCCAAGUGAACACCGACCCGAUGUCCAGCAACACUGGAUACCUCGAAGUAGUCGUACCACCGGAUAUCCUGGACUCCCCUACUAGUACGGACAUGGUCGUGCGGGAGGGGAGCAACGUAACGUUACGGUGCGCCGCCACCGGUACCCCAGAACCAAAGGUGACGUGGCGCCGUCAAGUUGAAGGCACAAUCACUCUAUCGAACUGGCACGAGGUAGCCGAGGGCCCAGAGUUGGAAAUAACACGUGUCACACGUCUCCACAUGGGAGCAUAUCUCUGCAUAGCAUCGAACGGUAUACCACCGGCAGUCAGCAAACGGAUCGUCCUUAUUGUUCACUUUCAACCUAUGGUUAGGAUUGAAAACCAGUUAGUUGGCGCUUAUGAAGGCCAAACGCUCACCCUGGAAUGUCACAGUGAAGCUUACCCAAGACCGAUCACAUAUUGGACAAGGCCAUCGAACGAAACGAUCGCAAAUGGUAACAACUACAAGGUUGAAACAAUUCCAAAAGGAUACGAGAUAACUAUGAGGCUAACCAUCAAAUUUGUACGACCUCAGGACUUUGGGUCGUUUCGAUGUGUGGCGACGAAUUCGCUGGGAGAAACUGAUGGCAAAAUCAAACUGUAUAGAAUCGAUAGACCGCCCACGACGCGUCGGCCGAAUACCAGGCGAGACUCUAAGAAAAGUUGGAAGAUUGAUCGCAGUCACGAAAAGAACACGGCAGGCAUGAAGGACGAGCCAAUACUGAAGGGUGUCGAGAACGAUGAGGAACAGAUUGAUUUUCAGUCGGCUACUGCCUCGUCUCUCCUUCAUCGACACCUGUUCGCAAACCUUGGCAUCACCAUUGUCAUUUUAGCAGGUGGACUAUCAACGUAG